AUGACCCUCGAUAGCCACGGAAAACUUGCACUGGUGGAAGUGAUUGUCUACAUCCCCAUCGGCCUCUUUUGCAUUUACAAUAACAUUCGACAUGGCUUCAGAAGGGACGCUGGAUGGAUCUAUCUCACCAUAUUUACCAUCAUCAAGAUAGCGGGAUCCAUCAUGACAAUGGAGAUUGAAAAUGGCAAAGACCAGAAUCUAACAACGACGGCUGCCAUUUUGAACACGGUCGCACUCUCGCCUCUACUCAACGCUUCAUUGAGUUUCUUGAAUGUCGGAUUGAACAAGUCUCGAUCGUUCACACGUCACAUUGCAGCGGCAUUGAAACCGCUUCAUUUGCUCAUCAUCUUCGGCCUCAUCCUCAGCAUUUCUGGCGGUAUCAGUCGAACAAAAACAUCGCAAAACAGUCUGGAUGACGGCGCGCGGGAACUCCAGGCCGCAUCUGGCGUGUUUGCACUUACUUGGGUACUCAUGGCCUUCGCAUGCUUUAUAUAUGUGGCAAACAUUUAUCAUGUUCAACGUUCUGCGAAGAGACUGAUUGUAUCAGUAACUCUGGCGAUGCCCAUGUUACUCAUACGAGUGAUUUGCUCGGGGCUAAAUGCAAUCAAUCUCGAUACUAGCUCUUCCACCGGACAUACUGCAAAGUUUAACCCUGUCACUGGUGACUGGCGCAUAUACUUAGCGCUAGGCCUCGUCCCAGAAUUUGCUGUUGUUCUUCUUUACACAAUCUGUGGAAUCAUCAACUCUCUCAGCAAGGCUAAAGAUACUGCAUCUGAAUACGAAGGAAUUGAAUCCCCCUAA
Molecule: messenger RNA, 801 nt
Organism: Trichoderma harzianum CBS 226.95
Lineage: Eukaryota; Fungi; Ascomycota; Sordariomycetes; Hypocreales; Hypocreaceae
Exons: 4
Coding region: 1-801 (266 amino acids)
Source: RefSeq, a predicted model, not a curated record